This is a messenger RNA of Radiomyces spectabilis, 1167 nucleotides long. RefSeq names its product CRAL-TRIO domain-containing protein. NCBI's taxonomy places the organism in Eukaryota, Fungi, Mucoromycota, Mucoromycetes, Mucorales, Radiomycetaceae. The transcript has 6 exons. Bases 99 to 1061 code for a protein of 320 amino acids. The record is from RefSeq and is a predicted model, not a curated record.
AAAGAGCUUAGUUUCAUUUAUGCUGUGAAUCCAAGUUGUCUUUCAUCAUUAUCCAACCCUCACUUUGUUUCCUUUUUCUCUUGGUGUGACAAAGAAAAAUGACCCAUAAAUCCAAAGAGGAGCAACAGAAGCUACUGCAAUUGUUGAAACAAGCCGUUGGCAAUGACAUUCCCCAAUUGACGGAUGAGUAUUUCUUACAAUUCCUCGUAGCAAAUGCAUGGGAUGUGCAUGGGGCACAAAGACAGUUACAGGAAACGUUGGCAUGGAGAAAAGAAAAUGACAUUGACAGCAUUCCCGUGGCUACUAAUAGCAACAAAUUACCGUUGUUGCUCUCGGUACGUGGAUACAAAUAUGUUCAAGAUGGCGAUUUGGGCGUGCAUCCAGGUUUAUCCACCACCACUCUCAAAAUCGGCUCGCUCAUUGGCGGUGACUGCUUCCAUAAAUUUGAUAAAGAAGGUCACCCAAUUCUGAUCGAUCGAACGGGAUACCACAAUUCUAAAGCACUAGGAAAUGAGUUGACGAGCGAACAGAUCACCAACUAUCAAGUGGCAUGUCAAGAGUUUGUUGGGCGGGUGAUUAUGAAAGAAAGCAGCGAACGAUUACAGCGUAUCAUUCACCGUGAAACCGUCAUUUUUGACUGCUCAAACAUGGGAAUCCGACAGUUCCACAUGAACGCUCUUUAUCAUCUUAAAGCUGUGGCUGAUAUUGUGCAGCAUUACUACCCAGAGACCUUGCACCGAUUAUUUAUUAUUAAUGCGCCGUCAGCUUUUGUUAUGAUGUGGAAGGUCAUUCGUCCUUGGCUAAAUCCAGGAACAUUGGACAAAGUCCAAAUCUUAGGCAAAGAUUUCAAGAAUGUCCUGUUGGAGCACAUUGACGCGGAAAAUCUACCUGACUUUCUUGGUGGCACAUGUACAUGUGACCAAAUGCCUGGGGGAUGUGUACCGAUACGCUCAGAGGGAUCGUUACUCAACCCAACGGAUGCCAAUGAGCAAGUGUCCACAGUGUAUAAUACAGAUAUUAUGGAGGCAGCUUCAACCAAUCGAUCACUUUGCCAAUUAUAGAUUUCACUAGUUUCGCUGAUGUUGCUAUAUUGUGUUAUAUUUCUUGGAUGUCGUUGAUGAAUACAAAUCUAAUCGUUAGACCGCAUAAGCCGCUGGGAAAUUCGGG